Molecule: messenger RNA, 2320 nt
Organism: Punica granatum (pomegranate)
Lineage: Eukaryota; Viridiplantae; Streptophyta; Magnoliopsida; Myrtales; Lythraceae
Source: RefSeq, a predicted model, not a curated record
GGAAUCUGAAUCUUCCUCAUCAGAAGUUGAAGAGAACAACAUGCAACUCAGCUCCUUUCCUGUGUUACGACCUGUUUGGUUCUUCGUGUUUCUGCUCAUAGUCAUCCUCAGCUUCAUAUGCGUAAUCGUGAGGGCUGCAAGGAGAGAGAUGCGCCUGUCUGCUAGGCUCAUUGAACAGAUGGAGGCGACUCGACAGGCUCAGAACGAGAGCAUUGCCUUCGCAAAAGCAAGCCAUGACAUCCGUGCCUCCCUUGCCUGCAUCAGUGCAUUCAUUGAGAUGUGCUAUCAUGAGGCUGCCCCUAUGACCGAGCUAGCUAAGAAUUUGGAGCAAAUGGACAAUUGCGCGAAGGACUUGUUAGGUUUACUGAAUUCUAUUCUCGAUAAGAGCAAGAUUGAGGCCGGAAAGAUGGUGCUCGAGGAGGAAGAGUUUGACUUGGCACAACUCCUUGAGGACGUGGUUGAUAUGUUCCAUCCCGUGGCCAUGAAGAAAAACGUUGACGUGGUCCUGGACCUCUUUGACGGCUCGAUGCUUAAGCACUCAAUCGUAAAGGGAGACAGGGGAAAGCUCAAGCGGAUCCUCAGCAACUUAUUAAGCAAUGCAGUGAAGUUCACACCUGAGGGGCAUAUAACAGUUCGAGCAUGGGCUCAGGAACCAAACUCGGAGGAUCAUACCAUCCAUACGACUAAUCAGAAGGCACAGAAGAAAAGGUUGUCCUCGUGGUUCUUUGGGAAGGGAGAAGGCUGGUGCAAAGAUGACGAGGGGGUGAACAGAUUGCAGAGGAAACCAAAUUCCAUGGAGUUUGUGUUCGAGGUGAACGAUACUGGCAAAGGGAUUCCAAAAGAGAAAUGGAAUUCUGUGUUUGAGAAUUAUGUACAGGUACAGGAAACUGCUCAGGGAGAAGGAGGGACCGGCUUAGGCCUCGGGAUCGUUCAGUCUCUGGUGCGUCUGAUGGGAGGUGACAUAAAGAUCGUGGAAAAGGAGAUUGAGAAGACGGGGACAUGCUUCCGCUUCAACAUGCUGUUUGCUGUUUCAGGUGGCAUUCUUGUUUCACCCCACAAGUUGAUGAAUGAGGAAGGCGCCGAAAAAGGAUCCAAAAAUGUUUUUGGUCCUGAGGCGGACCUGAGCCUUCCUUGCCGCUCGAGCUAUGAGGGUUUAUCGCUGGCCAUUCUACUGAUAGGGGGCACGGAGAGGAGGAGGGUGUCAAAGAGCUACAUGGAGAGGCUCGGGAUAAAAGUUUGGGCAGGGAGGGAAUGGAUUAAGCUCCCUUCAAUUCUGAGGAAGGCCAAGCGAUAUCUGGACCUCUCUUGCCACAGCUCAUCGGGGGAAUCUGACAUGUCCCAGAAUGCAGAUAGCCUAAGCGAGUCGGCCUCAAACAACUCCAGCAGCGACCAAGACCAGAUUCAACCCUUUGAUAGCCGGUUCUUGCUUCUUGUGGUUGACUUGAGUUUUGGGCCGAUUAUGGAACUCAUCAGAGUCGUAUCGGAAUUCAGAAGAGGGAUUCAGAAUACCAAUACUGCCAGCUGCAAGGUAGUGUGGCUUGAUAAGCCAUCUGCUCAUUACAGGAGAAUCCUGGAGGAGGAGCCCGACCUAGACCUCUCGAAUGAUGUAAUCAUUUCGAGGCCAUUUCAUGGGACCCGUUUGAUCGAGGUGAUCAAGCUUCUGCCUGAGUUUAAGGGAUCCUCAGCAGUGAGGAACAGAACAGGAAAGAUGAAGAAGAUUGCAGUCGGUGAUGAUGAUAGUAGUUCAGGUUCGAUAAGAGAAGAGGGUCCUGACGAGGUGAGGCUAUUGAGCGGGAAGAAGGUACUGGUGGUGGAGGACGUUUUGGUGCUACAGAGGUUGGCUAAGUGGACUUGUCUGAGUCUCGGGGCAAGUGUUGAUGUCUGCGAAGAUGGGGACGAGGCUGUGUCAAUCGUUUCCAGUAAGCUCAGAGAGCUGAGGAAGCUUGCCGAUGGAGCCUCAUUUUCAUCUUCUGCUUUGCCUUAUGAUUUCAUCCUAAUGGACUGUGAGAUGCCGAUAGUGAAUGGUUAUGAUGCGACUCGAAGGAUCAGGCAAGAGGAGUUGGAAUACAACGUCCGAAUUCCAAUCAUUGCAGUUAGUGCUCAUUCUGAGGGUCCAGAAGUGAAGAUGGCAUUCGAGGUGGGGAUGGACUCGUACAUCCAAAAGCCUCUCGAGAAAGAAAGACUCGUCGAAGUUCUCCAAGAGAUGAACAUCACAUAGAUUUGGCAAACUCAUGCAUGAAACUCUAUGUGUACCAAGUACAAACUCUAAAAACAAUAAAUAAAGUUGAGUUUCGGUAUUAAGAAAAUCAAAUUAUUAUAA